AUGCGAGCCGCCACUCAUGAAGAGGAGGACCUAGAGAGCUCCGAACUUGAGCUUUCGCCGCUAUCCUCGUCCGAUUCGUUUGAACCUAAAGCAUUUGAAGGUAAACCGGUGGAAAUGAAGCGUCCAGCUGUCGGCAAAGAGCACUCGACAACGUCCAGAGACCUGGCCUCUGUUAAGAGCAAUGUGACGCUUAAAGGAGAAGGCCUACCAGCACAAAGAGAAACUUCUUCGUCGUCAUCGUUGUCAGCUGUGGAUAAAGCUGUGACUCGAAACCUAAAUGAGGGACGUUCUGAAAGUGUCGCAGCUCUUGAGAAAGAAGGUCUUGAUUUACACAAGAAGGCUAUUCCCGACAUCAACAAUCCCGUCGCGAUUUCCGCGGAUGCUGAAUUUCCCGAGGAGUACAACCUAGAGACUGACACAGGUCUUGUGAAAGCCACUACUUUACAUCAACUGAACAGGCUUGAGAGCCGAACAUCGGUUCGUAGCAGUCAGUCGCAGAAAAGAUCGUUGAUUGCCUCCAUGGAACUUCCGGAUGCUACAAGCGUGAAAAGCACUGCUGACAGUGGGUUGGAUGCCGAAAAGCUGCGCAAGGCGGUCGAAAAGAAUAAAAGACAGAUUGAAAAAUAUCAAGAGCGCAAGAAAAGUGGUGGACUCAAGGGCUUUCUGGUCAAAUUCUUUCAUUGA
Molecule: messenger RNA, 684 nt
Organism: Lachancea meyersii CBS 8951
Lineage: Eukaryota; Fungi; Ascomycota; Saccharomycetes; Saccharomycetales; Saccharomycetaceae
Source: the annotation of a GenBank genome assembly